Rosa chinensis is the source of this 2705-nucleotide messenger RNA. Its product is annotated as LRR receptor-like serine/threonine-protein kinase IOS1. The coding region runs from base 48 to 2705 and encodes 885 amino acids. The record is from RefSeq and is a predicted model, not a curated record. Gene Ontology annotation, molecular function: protein binding; protein kinase activity; ATP binding. Gene Ontology annotation, biological process: protein phosphorylation. NCBI's taxonomy places the organism in Eukaryota, Viridiplantae, Streptophyta, Magnoliopsida, Rosales, Rosaceae. The transcript has 13 exons.
UUGAUCAAAAACAAAUUAAUCCGUGUCUAGUUUCCCAAAGUACAACAAUGUCAGGGAUUUUCAAGCAAUUCCUGGCUCCACUGCUUGCUGGUUUUGCUCUUAUGCUCUUAGUUCAUGCGCAGGAUCAAACAGGCUUCAUCAGCAUAGAUUGCGGCCUUGCGGAGAAUUCCACCUAUUCUGAAAAGAUAACAACCAUCGACUACAUUUCAGAUGCAACCUUCAUAGACACUGGUGAAAGAAAGUUGGUAUUGCCUGAAAACAGAAACGGCUACCAACAACCUUACUGGUCUCUUAGGAGCUUUCCUCAAGGAACCAGGAACUGCUACAAAAUAAAUGUUAAAAGUGGCACCAGAUACUUGAUCAGAGCCAGUUUCUUUUAUGGGAACUAUGAUGGAGAAAACAAAUUGCCAGAGUUUGAACUACAUCUUGGAUCUAAUUUGUGGGACUUGGUCAGUCUGGAAGAUGCAUCCAGUUCCACAAGCAAGGAGCUCAUACAUUUUGUCCCAGCUAAGAGAAGCUAUCUACAUGUUUGUGUUGUGGAUACAGGCUCCGGGGUUCCAUUUAUAUCAAAAAUAGAACUGAGGCCUUUGCCAUAUACAACUUAUCAAACAGAAACAGGGUCCUUAGGACUUUAUGUGCGGCUUGACACUGGUCAAUCACCAUCGAAUUAUACAGAAUAUAGGUUUCCAGUUGAUAUUCAUGAUCGAUUGUGGCAUAACUAUGCCCAAAGUGAUUGGACACAAAUUAGUACCUUAUCCACCACAUUCAAGUCUGCACCUGAUAAUGAUUACAACCCACCAUCUAUUGUAAUGCGUACAGCUGCCACACCGAAACUUGAAAGUGAUAACUUGAGUUUCUACUGGCUGCCUACUGAUCCAAGUGCAGAAUUUUAUUUAUACAUGCACUUUUCAGAAGUUGUAGAGCUCCAAGCCAACCAGUCUAGACAGCUUGAUAUUACUUGGAAUGGAGAGCACUACUAUGGGCCAUUUGUUCCUAAUUUCUUCGACACCACAACGGUUUUGAGUACUAAAGCUUUGACUGGAGGAAAAUAUAAUUUUUCAAUCUCAAACCCAGAUGGGAACUCCGUCCUUCAACCCAUCCUCAAUGGAAUCGAGAUCUACCAGCUAAAAGAAUUCUUACAAAUAGAAACGAAACAAGAAGAUGUUGAUGCAAUCACAAACAUUAAGUCAACCUAUACCAUUGAGAAGAAUUGGCAAGGAGAUCCAUGUUCCCCCAAGAACUACUUAUGGGAAGGUCUAAAAUGUAGCUAUCCUACAAAUGAGUCCCCAAGAAUCAUAUCAUUGGACUUGUCCUCGAGUGAAUUAACUGGGGAGACAGCUCUUUCUUUAUCCAAUCUAUCAAUGAUACAGUCUUUGGAUCUAUCAAACAACAACUUAACAGGACCACUUCCAGAUUUUUUGUCUCAGCUACCAAACUUAACCAUCAUAAACUUGGAGAACAACAAGCUCACAGGCUCAGUUCCAGUCGGACUUAUUGAAAGAAGGAGGAAUGGUUUACUAUCAUUAAGUUUGUGUGGAAAUCCAAAUCUAUCUGGAAAUUCUUCUUGCAAAAAGAAGAAGAACAAUUUCAUUAUACCCAUAGUAGGAUCCGUCGUUGGAAUUUUUUGCCUCUUAUCUGUAGCAGUAAUCUGCUGGUGCUUGAAAAGAAAAAGAGAAGAUGGAGCUGCCAUAUAUGAAAAACCCCACUUUCCGUCACUGGAACUGGAGCAAAAAAACCGACAGUUUACAUACUGUGAGAUCCUCAAGUUCACUAACAAUUUGGAGAGGACUCUUGGAAAAGGUGGAUUUGGAACAGUUUACCAUGGAUAUAUUGACAAACUUCAAGUAGCUGUCAAGAUGCUUUCUCCAUCAUCAAUUCAAGGGUUCCAAGAAUUUCAUGCAGAGGUUAAUCUUCUUUUGAGAGUUCAUCACACGAACUUGACAAGCCUUGUUGGAUAUUGCAAUGAUGAAAACAAUAUGGGGCUCGUCUAUGAGUACAUGGCCAAUGGAAACUUACAAGAACAUCUUUCAGAUAGCAGUACAAAUAUUUUGGGCUGGGAAGAUAGGCUUAGAAUAGCAGCAGAUGCCGCACAAGGAUUGGAGUAUCUGCACUAUGGUUGUAAGCCACCUAUAAUUCACAGGGAUGUGAAAUCAGCAAACAUCUUGUUAACUGAGAACUUCCAAGCCAAAGUAUCUGAUUUUGGCCUAUCCAGAAAUUUCCCUACAGAUGGUGGGACUCAUAUAUCGACAGUUGUUGCUGGAACUCCCGGGUAUCUUGACCCUGAGUACUACUUAACAAGCAGGUUAAACGAGAAAAGUGAUACUUAUAGCUUUGGGAUUGUGCUGUUGGAGAUUAUCACAAGUCGACCUGUUAUAACAGGAACGCUUGAGAGGAUUCACAUUAGCCAAUGGGUUGGUUUCAUGCUUGCGCAGGGUGACAUUAACAGUAUUGUUGAUCCGAGAUUAGAGAGAAAUUUCAAUGUCAACUCCGUCUGGAAAGUUGUGGAGAUAGCAAUGGCAUGCGUGUCUCCAAACGCCACCAAAAGGCCAAUGAUGAGUCAGGUACUGAUGGAACUGAAGGAGUGCAUGGCUACGGAAGAACUGUCUCAGAAAAAGCAGAUGGAAUAUGAAACUGAAUUAGGAGAACCAGUUGAGAUGGUGUCUCUAAAUGAUUCUAUCAGAAUGCUACGUCCAUCAGUUAGGUAG